Molecule: messenger RNA, 398 nt
Organism: Aricia agestis (brown argus)
Lineage: Eukaryota; Metazoa; Arthropoda; Insecta; Lepidoptera; Lycaenidae
Product: U6 snRNA-associated Sm-like protein LSm6
Exons: 2
Coding region: 98-337 (79 amino acids)
Biological process (GO): maturation of SSU-rRNA; mRNA splicing, via spliceosome
Cellular component (GO): U4/U6 x U5 tri-snRNP complex; nucleolus; U6 snRNP
Molecular function (GO): RNA binding
Source: RefSeq, a predicted model, not a curated record
UUUAAACAAACAAUUUUUAUUUUUGUUGCCCUGCAUAUUUGCAAUUAUUUAACAAUUACUUAAUUUCAAUUGCUGUUAAUAGUUAAAGAAAGUAAAUAUGAGUCGCAAAGAAGCCCUUUCAUCGUUCAUUCAGCAAAUCCAUGGUCGGCCUGUUGUUGUCAAGUUGAACAGCGGCGUCGAUUAUCGAGGUGUCCUAGCCUGCUUGGAUGGUUAUAUGAACAUUGCUCUGGAGCAAACAGAAGAGUAUGUGAAUGGUCAACUAAAGAAUAAAUAUGGUGAUGCUUUUAUCAGAGGUAACAAUGUUUUGUACAUUAGCACUCAAAAGAGAAGAAUAUAGCAUUAAUCUGUAGUUUAUUAAGAAUUAAAAUUAAUAAAUAAUUUAACAUGUACAAAAGCAA